CCGGAUGGAAGCUGGCGGGUCUGGGUGACUGGAGGCGGUGGUCGGAGCCCGAGUUGGAGCUGGAGCUCGGUUGGGAUCCCGGUCAUCUAGCCUCUGCCUGGGACUUUCCCCUGCGCACCCCUGCAUCUUUCUGGCCUCCCGCGGUGCCUGGUCCAAAGUGCCUGCCGCGGGAUGCUUACUCUUGUCGCAGAAUUACGUUUGGGAAAGUUUAACUUAGGACUUCUUUUCUUUUCCAUACAGAACCCAUACCCCGCUAUGGAGCAUGUCUUUACCCCGCUGGAGCCCCUGCUACCCACGGGAAACUUGAAAUACUGCCUUGUGGUUCUUAAUCAGCCUCUGGAUACACGUUUUCGUCAUCUUUGGAGAAAAGCUCUCUUAAGAGCCUGUGCUGAUGGAGGUGCCAACCACGUAUAUGAUCUCACUGAAGGAGAGAGAGAAAGCUUUUUGCCUGAAUUCAUCAGUGGGGACUUUGACUCUAUUAGGCCUGAAGUCAAAGAGUACUACACCGAGAAGGGCUGUGAUCUUAUUUCAACUCCUGACCAAGACCACACUGACUUUACCAAGUGUCUUCAAGUUCUCCAAAGGAAGAUAGAAGAAAAAGAACUUCAGGUUGACAUGAUCGUGACCUUGGGAGGUCUCGGUGGGCGUUUUGACCAGAUCAUGGCAUCUGUGAAUACCCUUUUCCAAGCCACUCACAUCACUGCUGUGCCAAUUAUAAUAAUCCAAAAGGAAUCUCUCAUCUACCUCCUCCAACCAGGGAAGCACAGGCUCCAUGUAGACACUGGAAUGGAAGGCAACUGGUGUGGCCUUAUUCCUGUUGGACAGCCUUGCAACCAGGUGACGACAACAGGCCUGAAAUGGAAUCUCACAAAUGAUGUGCUUGGCUUUGGAACACUGGUCAGUACUUCUAACACCUACGAUGGGUCCGGCCUUGUCACUGUGGAAACUGACCAUCCGCUCCUCUGGACCAUGGCCAUCAAGAGCUAACCUACAGUAUGGCAUCCAUCUUGCGCCUGUGCCUUCCCUUCCCUGCCCACUGGUUCAUUGCUCAGCAUGAACAAUCACAUAGGUGUGCAGAAAUCUAAACGUCUCCAUAGAGGGCCAUGAGCUUUCGAGGUGUUAGGGGUCCAGGUGUAGCUGAGCAUCGGAGCACUUGUUGCGCAUGUACAAGGCCUUGGGGUUAACCCUCAACACCACAAAAUAAAGAUGGUGGUGUUUAAAGAAGCCAGGCUAUGCUAUAAAUGAUAUCUCAGUGUUAUAUUGAGAGAAAAAUUAUGUUCUAUCAAGGCAAUUAUACUCUAUUAAGAGAGCUAAUGUGGAUCAUUUACAUUAUAUAAUUCAGUUUUGAUCAUUUUAAUUCAAUUAAUCAGUCCAUUUACCUUAAAAUUCUUUUUUUAAUUUUGAAGCACCAGAAGCUGUUUUGUUUUGCCCUAGAAUCUGGCACUUCCUUAAGUGCCUGGCAACAAGGGCUGCCUCCUCUGAGUAUCUCCUAACAUUGGACUCCACUCUGUAAUGUACACUAUCUCCCCGAAUGCUGUGAUAGAAUGGCACCAGUUCACUUUGACAUCAUCUUUUAAAAAAAUAAGAAUCAUUGACUUAAUUGUUAGGUUUGAAAGCAAGCAGCUACAUGGGCUGUGGUUAAAUGAGAAAUGGCAGCUCAGGAGUCACUCAAACAUUAACCCCUAAAAACUUGAAAGUAAGCACUCUGAGCUUUAGAAAUGCAGGUGUCCUUAUGAAAAUUUUGACACACCCAAAAGGUUUGUGCUAAGGAAUUGAUCAUAAGCCCGAAAACUGAGUCACUUUUAACAUUUUUCGCACUAGGGACUAGAGAGAUGGCACAGUGGUUAGGGGCACUGACUGCUCUUCCAGAGGUCCUGAGUUCAAUUCCCAGCAACCACAUGGUGGCUCACAACCAUCUGUAAUGGAAUCCAAUGCCUUCUUCUGGCAUGCAGCUAUACAUGCAGAUAGAGUACUCAUAGACAUAAAAAUAAAUAAAUCUUAGUGAAAAAACAUACUUCACACUGAAAAGCAAAAUGUUAAUUCAUGGACCUUAUUUACUGACAUCACCAGAAAAUUAGUGUGCCUGUGGAGAUAAUGAACACCUCCUGCUGAGGAAUCGACACCUGAAGCCCGUUUCUGUACCCCAGUCCACCAUGUGCCUGGUUUCUGAAUGCUUCUCUCUGCUGUCUGGUGGGAGGGAUUGUAAUCACUGAGUGUGCAAAAGAACCACAGACAGGAAUUCUAAAUGCUAACAUGAUGCAGGUGUAGAGUAAAUAACACAGUUCCUGGUGUAGCCUAAGCUUGCUGCAAGCACUAAAAUUUAUUCAUGUUUCUUUCAUGAGCUCCCCUACUCUCCUACCCUCUCUUGUCCCAUUUGUUAAAUUGUAUCUUGCCAAACAAACCAUGAUUUAAGGCAACCUGCCUACCAUGUUGCAUUUAUCCAAUGACUAUGUUACUGUCUUCUUGGUGCUACAACAAUAUGAAGCUUAAAACAUGAAUAAAGGAAGAAAAAGGGUCAGUUGAACCAGUACCAAGUUCUUAACUGAAAUACUUAGAUCAUUGUUACCAUUUUAUGCAAGUAUAUGAUUCUGAAAUCUGAAUGUCAAAUAAAAAGUUAUCAAUGUGCAUGUCUAUAAUGGGUUUCUCAGAAAAUGUUUAAUGUUUUCACUUAUAUUUCAAUAUGACUGAUCUCUUAUAAUCAGUGUUUCUGUUCAAAGGGUGACUCAAGAUGUGUAAUUCAUAAUUAAAAUCUCAGAUCUGACUACAGAUAGCAA
Grammomys surdaster is the source of this 2774-nucleotide messenger RNA. It is a transcript of the gene Tpk1, whose product is annotated as thiamin pyrophosphokinase 1. Gene Ontology annotation, molecular function: thiamine binding; thiamine diphosphokinase activity; ATP binding. The transcript has 8 exons. NCBI's taxonomy places the organism in Eukaryota, Metazoa, Chordata, Mammalia, Rodentia, Muridae. The record is from RefSeq and is a predicted model, not a curated record. Bases 172 to 987 code for a protein of 271 amino acids. Gene Ontology annotation, biological process: thiamine diphosphate biosynthetic process; thiamine metabolic process.